UAAUCAAAUAAGAUGACUCGGAGACCUAAGUUCGAAGUGCUGUUAGAUGCGAACAAAAUAAUUUCUUUCGAAUACAUUGCCAGCACUGAAGUUCACGAAGGUCGUAAAGAAAAGGCGUAUACUCGCCUUAACGAUUUGUUUUAUUGGCACUAUACAUUACCUUAACCCUAAACUGUAUUGUGACAAAGAUGAAUCCCGAAUAUGAUUACUUAUUCAAGCUGUUGUUGAUUGGAGACUCUGGUGUAGGAAAAUCAUGUCUCCUCCUUCGAUUUGCUGACGAUACUUAUACGGAAAGCUAUAUAAGCACUAUUGGUGUUGAUUUUAAAAUCAGAACUAUUGAACUAGAUGGAAAAACAAUAAAAUUACAAAUAUGGGAUACAGCUGGUCAAGAAAGAUUUCGUACAAUUACUUCAAGUUAUUACAGAGGUGCUCAUGGAAUUAUUAUUGUGUAUGAUGUUACUGAUCAAGAAACAUUUAACAAUGUCAAACAGUGGCUUCAAGAAAUUGAUCGCUAUGCUUGUGAAAGUGUCAAUAAAUUACUUGUCGGAAAUAAAUGUGAUCUUACUACAAAGAAAGUUGUUGACUAUACCACUGCAAAGGAAUUUGCUGAUUCAUUAGGUGUACCUUUCUUGGAAACAAGUGCUAAAAAUGCCACGAAUGUUGAGCAAGCUUUUAUGACAAUGGCUGCUGAAAUCAAAAAUCGUAUGGGUCCUCCUCAGACAACUGCAGAUCGAUCUGAAAAGGUUCCUCUUAAGAGCGGUAGUCCAGUAAAACCAAGUGGUGGUGGGUGUUGUUAAAUAUUCGCUUUUCCAUGAUUCAAAUUCAAUCGAUUAUUGAAGGUCUUACAACACAGUUUCGCGUUGAAAGUUUUUUGUUUUAAUGUUCACACCAUAAAAUCUUGGUACUUAUGGUGUUUUCGUUAAAAUGUGAAUGAACAUUUAAGUUUUUAUUCCAAUUUCAAUUUUUCUACAUAAAUAUUAUAAAAUCUAAUAAAUUAAAAUUAAGCUUAAUUGAUAUCCUAUAUUUUUUCUCUUGUUUGGUUCACUGCGACGUAUCUCAAAUAUUCUUUUGUAUAAAUAUACUUUUUUUUUCGAGGCUGUUCUCUUUUUUCUUUUUUGCUGUUAAUUUUAAAUUCAAAGAAUAUCAUUAGAUCGAUAGCAGUCUGUUGAUUGCAAACUCUUUAUUUUUGAUUACUUAAUUAACUCACAAUUCAGCUAUUAACUCACAAUUCAUUGCGCAAUCUAUCUUGGUUGAAAAUUAUAGUAUGAACUUUAAUGUUAGCUCAUAUAAUUCUAAGAUACUUGUGUUAUGAAAAACUUUUAACUAUUUAUACAAGACCAUAAAGGUGCAUUAGAAGUAAGCAUAGAUAAAUAUUCUGUUAUUUUGAUAUCGCGCAUGGUUUUCAUACGUUGAUUGUAAUGAAAAAUUUGUUCUCUUGUAUCAAGUAAUUGUACAUAAAAUUGGAAAUUUUCAUUAA
Messenger RNA from Hydra vulgaris (swiftwater hydra), 1477 nucleotides. Its product is annotated as ras-related protein ORAB-1. Gene Ontology annotation, biological process: vesicle-mediated transport. Gene Ontology annotation, molecular function: GTPase activity; GTP binding. Lineage: Eukaryota; Metazoa; Cnidaria; Hydrozoa; Anthoathecata; Hydridae. The record is from RefSeq and is a predicted model, not a curated record.